UUAACUAUUUUUUUUUUUACUUUUUACGUUUCCCAUACAUUACCUACCCAUAUCCCUCUCAUAUCAAUCUCAAAACUUUUUCUUUUACCAAUUUCUCUCUCAUGCUUCAUCUUCUUUCUUAGACUGAGGGGAGUGGGGCGACUCCCACCCCCAGAUCGUCUGGAACACCGCCCCCGGAGGCGACUUGGGUGGCGACCCCCUCUUGCCCGACUCAACCACGUCGCCCAACUCUCACACUUUCCCACAAUGUAUCCGUUGCCAACGGAUAGUUUGGCCAAGCUUUUUUUUUUUUUUUUUUUUUAAAUCCAACCUUUAUAAAUAAUACCCCAUAUCAAACACAUUUUUACCACAAUCUUCUCUCAAAUCAUCAAAAUUUAUACCAAUCUUCUAUCAACUCAUCAAAAUGUAUCCCCACAACAUCCCUCCUUUCAACCAAAAUACACAAUCUUCCAAUCCACAACCCGAUAUGACGGACCCAAACGUUUUAAAUAACCCCGCUUUUUACGCCUAUUUCAAUAAUAUGCACGUUGCUAGCCCUACACCGCAAGUAUACUACAACAAUACGCCCAUACCGCAACAUAUGGGGUUCACCACUUGGAACACACAACAACCCGGUGGUUUUCAAAACGUUGGAGGAUCGAGACAACAAAAUGUGGUUGAUUUAGAUGACGAAGAAGUUCCGGAGACCCAGUUCGAUGUCGGUCAAAAUGAUGUUGAACCUCAAAAAAAGAAACGUUCAUACAAGAGGAAAACACCGGGUGAAGAACGCUUGAAAACCAAACCGAUACCAUGGACUUCCAACGAGGAAAUGAGCUUAUCCAAGGCUUGGCUAGAAAUAACCGAAGACCCGAGAUGUAGUAACUAUCAAAAGGAAAAAACAUAUUGGUCUCGUAUUUACAACGUUUUCCUCAAGUUGGAAGAUCAAGAAGAUGGAUACCGUGAUGCCGAUGGUAUCGGUGCGAAGUGGCGUAAAAUGCGUCCUUUGAUUCAAAGUUUCAACCAAAUAUACACUCGCCUAAGUAACUCGCGUGUGCGCCAAAGUGGUUCCGACGAUGCGAUGCUCCAAGCAAACGCCCAAAAUGAAUUCCGAGUCGAACACAAGAAGGCGUUUCCUUAUCUUGCUAUUUGGCAAUUUUUAAGAAGGAGUUCGAAAUUUCACACAGUCAUCGCCUUCGAUCCAUUUAAAACUCGUGGCCAACCGUCGGCUAAGCGGUCAAAACCUCAUCCUCAAACGACCAUCAAAGUACCGGGUCGGACGCUCGGUGUCAAAUAAAUCUCAACGACAUUGAGGAAGACAACGAAGAGCCACAUGAAGAGGCCGAAGCGUUUCAACCACCACGACGGCCGGUUGGCCGAGAUAGGGCCAAAAAAGCCGCCCAACCGUCUUCUAGCGGUGUACGAAUCGACUACACCGAAACGUUCGAAAAAGUGACCAAUAAGUUAGACGGCUUGUUGCAAACGAGCCAACAACGGAUCAACUUAAAAAAAGAACACGGGGACCGAAAGCUAAAGCUGAAAGAAAGUCGUCAAAAAACACUUGAUUUGCAAAUAUUAACAACCGACACGACAAACCUUACUGGAGCCGAGCUCGCUUUAGCCGAGCAAAUGAAGCAAGAAAUUCGAGAAAAAUAUAACCUUUGUUGAAGUAAUUUUUUUAUUUUGGUUGAAGUAAAUUUUUUUUAGUUGAUGUAUUUUUUUAUUUUGGUUGAAGUAAUUUUUUUUAGUUGAUGUAUUUUUUUAUUUUGGUUGAAGUAAUUUUUUUUUUAGUUGAUGUAUUUUUUUAUUUUGGUUGAAGUAAAAAAAGACUUUUAUAAAAAA
Molecule: messenger RNA, 1818 nt
Organism: Helianthus annuus (common sunflower)
Lineage: Eukaryota; Viridiplantae; Streptophyta; Magnoliopsida; Asterales; Asteraceae
Exons: 2
Coding region: 404-1273 (289 amino acids)
Source: RefSeq, a predicted model, not a curated record